AUGGGGUACUACGAUAUAGAAGACAUUCUCGCUGAUGGUGAGAAGAUCCCAUGCAAAUUCAACCUAACUGUCCCUGGCUUAGGAUACUUAGAAGGCAGUCCCGGGAAAGCCAUUGAAAACGGAACCAAGUUGGAUCUUCCCAUGUGGCUAGCCGAGGUAUUGGCCGUGUGCUCUACACUGGAAAACACACAAGAUACAUUUAUCGAGCUAUUGGAGCCGGACUUCAUAGCGCCCAAAGUGAUGAAUGCCAUUCGUGCUGAUCCGAAGGCAGUGGAUCUACAUAGCAUCAUGGCAAAUUACUACAAACUAUGUGAGAAGUGGUCUGCAAUGUUCAAUGAAAAGCAGUUGGUCGAUGCGGUAAUGGUAAUGCUCAAGGAACGUGCCAUGGAAAUUGACAGUUAUGCUUCAAACGCCACCAAGUAUGUGAGUACGCCGUUUCUUUUGUCGCUAGACGAGUUCGAAAAAGAUCUAUAUAAAGUCACGUACGAGAGUAAGAAGCUCAUGCGUCACUGGAACAAUGAGUAG
Messenger RNA from Australozyma saopauloensis, 525 nucleotides. It is a transcript of the gene PSF3, whose product is annotated as DNA replication protein. Gene Ontology annotation, biological process: mitotic DNA replication initiation. The transcript has a single exon. NCBI's taxonomy places the organism in Eukaryota, Fungi, Ascomycota, Pichiomycetes, Serinales, Metschnikowiaceae. Bases 1 to 525 code for a protein of 174 amino acids. The record is from RefSeq and is a predicted model, not a curated record. Gene Ontology annotation, cellular component: GINS complex.